Molecule: messenger RNA, 928 nt
Organism: Myxozyma melibiosi
Lineage: Eukaryota; Fungi; Ascomycota; Lipomycetes; Lipomycetales; Lipomycetaceae
Product: ribose-5-phosphate isomerase
Exons: 1
Coding region: 143-895 (250 amino acids)
Biological process (GO): pentose-phosphate shunt, non-oxidative branch; D-ribose metabolic process
Cellular component (GO): intracellular membrane-bounded organelle
Molecular function (GO): ribose-5-phosphate isomerase activity
Source: RefSeq, a predicted model, not a curated record
CCUGUUAGUUCACCAGAUUUUGCCUGAAAGGACAGACAAAGACGAAGUGGCCACUGUCCUGCUGCGAAGAACAAUCUCGCGACUAGCCUACUCGCGAGCUAUCCACCCCCUCGUCUUCUCCUCCGUCAGAACAAUAAGACAGAUGUCGUCCGUCGAGGCCACGAUCGAGGCCGCUAAACGGCUCGCCGCGUUCACCGCGAUCGAUACGCAUUUCCCGAAAGACGCAAAAGUGGUCGGUAUUGGCUCGGGAUCGACUGUGAUCUACUGCGUGGAGCGCAUUGUGCAGAAGAAAGCCGCGGGCGAGAUCCCCGCCGACGUCGUCUACAUCCCCACGGGGUUCCAGAGUAAAGAACUGAUUAUCAACGGCGGCUUACAACUCGGUGCUGUGGAUGGCUACCCGGUCAUCGACGUCGCGUUUGAUGGCGCGGAUGAAGUCGACCCUGCGUUGAACUGCAUCAAGGGCGGCGGCGCGUGUCUGUUUCAGGAAAAACUGGUUGCUAUCUGCGCCAAAAAAUUCGUGCUCGUCGCGGACUUUCGCAAGAACUCGACCGCGCUUGGAACCCAGUGGCUGCAGGGCGUGCCGAUCGAGGUCGUUCCUACCGCGCACGCUAAAGUUCGGCAGGACUUGCUGGCGAUGGGAGCCAAGACGGUCACUUUGAGACUGGGAGGGAAGGCCAAGGCCGGGCCGGUGAUUACCGACAACUGCAACGUGAUUAUCGAUGCUCAUUUCGGAGAGAUUGCGGAUCCUAGCACGUUGGCGAGGGAGAUCAAGUUGCUGGUUGGUGUUGUUGAUGUCGGGUUGUUUAUCAACAUGGCGGCGGCUUCUUAUUUCGGAAACGAGGACGGAACUGUGACUGCAAAGUUCAGCAAUGGCGAUGUCAAGACUAUCCAGUAGGUGUAAAUACUUAUAGACUAAUUCAUUAAUACA